This is a messenger RNA of Necator americanus (New World hookworm), 342 nucleotides long. RefSeq lists its product as uncharacterized. Bases 1 to 342 code for a protein of 113 amino acids. The transcript has a single exon. The record is from RefSeq and is a predicted model, not a curated record. NCBI's taxonomy places the organism in Eukaryota, Metazoa, Nematoda, Chromadorea, Rhabditida, Ancylostomatidae.
AUGCCCGCUGGUGGUGCAUGUGGAUGUGGUGGAGGACUUGGUUUACCUCCGUUAUCGCUUCCACCACUUCCAUCACUUCCACCACUUCCACCACUACCGUCAUUGUUCCCGCAGCCAUGUUGUCCGCCUGGAGCUCCUCCACCAGGGCCUUGCGGAUGUCCACCUCCACCACCGCCACCCAUUGCUAACCCCUGCAUACCAGGAGGAGGAGCCGGUUGUGCACCACCACCAGUCGCUGGUUGUGCACCAGGAAUCGGCGCCGGCGGCUGCGGUGGAGGAGUAGCGCUUCCGCCUGCACCGCCACCGCCUCCAGCCGUUGGUUCUUAUGCUGUGGCUGGUUAA